This is a messenger RNA of Chlorella variabilis, 1746 nucleotides long. RefSeq lists its product as hypothetical. The transcript is spliced from 8 exons. NCBI's taxonomy places the organism in Eukaryota, Viridiplantae, Chlorophyta, Trebouxiophyceae, Chlorellales, Chlorellaceae. Bases 1 to 1746 code for a protein of 581 amino acids. The record is from RefSeq and is a predicted model, not a curated record.
AUGAAGCGGCUCGGUUGUGGGCUGCUGGCGGCAGGGGUGCUCCUGGCCUGCAGCCUGCUGCUCCCUAGCUGUUCAGCGAUGGUGGUGAUGCAGACCGGCAACUUCAGCCUGGAGUUCCCCUCGCUGCCGGCAGACUUUGGGCCGCCCAUCCCCGCCGAGGGCGUGUCGGGGCUGCUGCUGGUGGCGCAGCCCGAAGACGCGUGCAGCGAGCUGACGCCGCCGGAGAAGGCGGGGGCGCCCUGGGUGGCGCUCAUCGCCCGCAGCCAGCAGAAGGACGGCUGCACCUUUGACAUCAAGGCGAGCUUGUUUGCGUGGGAGGGUACCAGAAGGUGGGGUGGGUGGUUUGGCUGUGCGGCACCCGCGAGCAGGCUCCUGGUGGCGCAUGCCGAGGCGGCGGGCGCGGUUGCCGCCGUCAUCUACGACGACGUCUUUGAGCCGCUCAUCCUCAUGGCAAAGGACCCAAGGCACCCCGACCCUUUCAUCCCCUCCGCCUUUGUCACCCAGAAGAGCGGCAUCCUCAUGAAGCGGCUCAUGGUGGAUGGUAGCACGGUCGUCACCCUGACGCCCCUCAGCGAGGCGCUGUGGCUGAGCAUGGUCAUGUCGGCGGCCGCCGGCUUCCUGGCGGUGAACGUCGUGCUGGGGGCGCUGUGGAUCAUCCGGCGGCAGCACGGCGGCAUUGUGGCAGGCGGCGGGCCGGGCAUGCGGCCGCAGCCUCGCCAGGGCAUGACUGCCUCGGAGAUCCGGACGCUGCCUGUGGUGGUGUACGAGGAGCCAGCCACGGCCGCAGGAAGCGCCGGCGCGGGCGACGGCAGCGGCAGCGGCCGCGCGCCUGCGCCCGGCGGGGAGCUGGAGGAGGCGGAGGAGGGGCAGGAGCAGCGGCAGCAGCUGGCCGGCGGCAGCGACAGCGGCAGCGACUCUGGGCGGCGCGGCGGCGGCACGCGCCGCGUCUGCGCCAUCUGCCUCGAGAACUACAGCCACGGCGACAAGCUGCGCGUGCUGCCCUGCCAGCACCGCUACCACUCCUGCUGUAUAGACCAGUGGCUCAGCAGCCGCCGCCCGGUGUGCCCCGUGUGCAAGGCCGACGCCCACGCCGCCGCAGGCAGCCUGCUGGAGAGCGAGGGCGAGGAGGAGGGCGGCGGGGGUCCCGGGCCGGGGCCGGGCGCCGACCUGGAGGCAGGGCGGCUGCCGCAGCGGUCGCGGCGGCGGCGGCGCCGCCGCUCCGGCGCCGCCACCUUCCUGCUGGGACGGCUGGGCACCGGCUGGGCCGCGCUGCGCGCCCAGUUCCUGGGCGUGCCUGCAGCAGAGGGCGGCGGGGCAGCGGGCGUCGCCGCGGGCGCUGGCGAGGUGGCGGAGCAGCGGCAGCAGCUGCUGGACGGCAGCAGGACCAGCUCGCCCUCGCCCAUCCCGGCGCCGGCGGGCCAGCAGCAGCAGCGGCAGCAGCACCAGCACCAGCACCAGCCAGAGUCUGCCGCCACGCUCGCCAACUUCCCCGCCUUCUUCCCUGCCAGGGCCGCCGGCGGCGGCGUGGAAUCGGAGAUCGUGCCGGCAGACGCCCCAGAUGCAGCGCAGCCCGCCGCCGGUGCCAUCGGCGCCGCCGAUGCCGCCGCCGACGCCGCCGCCAGGCCGCCGCAGCUGCCCAGCUUUGCCACCGACUCUGCGGCGUCGUCUCCGCGGGGCGGGCCUCGCAGCCACCUGGUGCAGUCCGACAGCACCGAGGGCAGCGAGACGGAGAGCGAGCUGGAGUAG